AUGAGGGGGUUGAGAGCGCGGAGCAGCACUCGCUGUCUUCUCACCUCGCGUUUGCAUUGCUCGCGUGAGUUGGGCGGAGGACCAUGGGCGGAGGACCAUGGGCGGAGAGAGAGUGGCAGUGAUGUUGGGUGGGGGGUUGGAUUGGUGAGAGGAGGGAGCGAUGAGGGGAAAGGUGCGGAGCAGAAGUCGCUGUCUUCUCGCCUCACAUUCGCAUUGCUCUUGUUUGCUGGAAUAGUGUGUGAUGGCCGCGUGGAGGAGGUCCCAGGAGGCACCACGCUGCAGCAGCUGUGGCGGCGGCACCCCACCCUGCAACCAGCACUAAUAUGCUUGUGCCUCCUUCCCUCCCUCUUCUCCUGCUCCCCAGCAUGUGACGGCCGUACCGAAGAGGUCCCAGGAGGCACCACGCUGCAGCAGCUGUGGCGGCGGCACCCCUCUCUCUGCGACGGCCGCCGCUACUUCCUCGUCACUCACCCUCACACGAGCAAUCAUGCUCACACAAGCACCGCUGCUGCUGCCGCUGCUACUCGUGGUGGUGGUGGUGGUGGUGGUGGUGGUGCCAGCGCGGCUGCUAAUCCCGGUGCUGCGGAUGAUGCUGAUGUGCUGUUUCGCCCUCAGGACGUGUUACAGGCAGGGGCUUGUUACCGCGCUGAGCCGGACGUGUUACAGGCAGGGGCUUGUUACCGCGCCGAGCCGACCCCUAGCUGUCAGACCACUGCUGCUGCAUGCUGUCUCACAUUCAUUAUCCCCACUCUGCCGUUGCUGCUCUUUCCCCUCCCUUGCCCCCUCUCCAGGACCGCUUGCCUCGAUGCUGGCAGGAACGACCCCUUCACAAGCUCACUCGCUGUUGGCUUUAUUUCGCAAGCUUUUCUUCGCAAUUGCUGCACAGCCUUAGGUUGGCUGCAAGACACAGCAGCAGCACCCACUGCAGCCACCAUAGAGCUCCCAGACGGCAGCACGCGGGACGUGGAGGCGGGUUUGACUCUCAGGGAGGUGCAUCGCAAGCUGUCGGACCACUGCGGCAGCAAGUUGUGUCUCGCUCCAUAUCCCCCUUCUGUCUCUUUCUCGCCCCUCCUUCCCCUCCAUUGCCCCUUCUCCAGGGCCGCUUGCCUCGAUGCUCGCAGGGGACCGCUAGCCUCGAUGCUGGCAGGGGUGCCUCAAGGCACAGCGGCUCUGUCUCAAGACCCCACUCCACCGCUCUCAACCGCCACCAUAGAGCUCCCAGACGGCAGCACGCGGGACGUGGAGGCAGGGUUGACUCUCAGGGAGGUGCAUCGCAAGCUGUCGGACCACUGCGGCCGGCUGGCAAAGCUCGUCCUGCUCCCUGCUGCGGGCGGCAAUAGCACAGAGGGUGGUGGUGCUGCCGAUGGUGGUGAUGGUGCUGGUGGUGCUGCCAGUGCUGCCGGUGGUGGUGCUGCGUCAACUGCUGCGUCUGCUGGUGCUCUCAGUGAUGCCGUCAAGACCUCCCCGUCCUGCAGCUCACCGCACGCCGGACAACUCCCCCUGCACCGCCUGCCCUCCUUCCCCACUCCCACUUGCUCCUAUCCACUUCCCAAAUUUCCCAAUCCUGUUCCACCCCUCCGUCUCACCUCACCCCUGCAGCUCAUUGCACGUCGGACAACUCCCCCCUGCCCCGCCUGCCCUCCUUCCCCACUCCCACCCGCUCCUAUCCAUUUCCCAAUUUUCCCAAUCCUGUUCCACCCCUCCCUCCCUCCCUCCCUCCCUCCCUCCCUCCCUCCCUCCCUCCCCAUCCUGCAGCCCAGCGCACGCCAGACAAUUCUCCCCUGCACCACCUCCCCUCCUUUGCCACGCCCUCGUUCAACGCUCCUUCCCCCCUCGCCUCCUCCCCGCCUCCCACCUUGA
Messenger RNA from Closterium sp. NIES-65, 1860 nucleotides. Lineage: Eukaryota; Viridiplantae; Streptophyta; Zygnematophyceae; Desmidiales; Closteriaceae. The record is from the annotation of a GenBank genome assembly.